This is a messenger RNA of Prorocentrum cordatum, 1419 nucleotides long. NCBI's taxonomy places the organism in Eukaryota, Dinophyceae, Prorocentrales, Prorocentraceae. The record is from the annotation of a GenBank genome assembly.
AUGGAGGACACUCGGGAGUUGACCGCGAUCGUGACACAUGCCGGCAAGAACCACCAAGAGUACAUCGACAUGUGCAUCAUGCUUGGCAGGGCCUUGACGAAGUACGCGCCGGACGUCCCCAAGGUGGCCAUGAUUAUCGCGGGCAUGAGGCUGGACUACCAGGUUCUUCUCCGCCAGGCCGGCUGGAGAGUGCUCAAGGUCGAAGACGUGGACCCGUGCGGCGAGGGCAUCCAGCAUUGUGACGCGCGUUUCACGUACCGCUGGAAGGACAGUUUCGAGAAGCUGAACAUAUUCCGCCUGCCCUUCGCGCGCGUCCUCUUCUUGGACGCCGAUACGUACGUGUUCAACGAUGGGAUCAAUUUCCUGUUGAAUUCCACGCUCGUCCCCGAUGGGCACGUCGCGAUGGCCCCCGACGGGUGUAAAACCAACCUCAAGACUGGUGGCACCGAGUACAACAGUGGCGUGAUGCUCUUCAAGCCCAGCCUGGAGACCUUCCAGUCCAUGCUCGAGAUGAUCUCUGUCCGCAGCGGCGAUGAGAUGCUCGACCAGAACAUCAUCAACGAUGUAUUCGACGGCAAAGUCGUCGAGCUCGACAAGAAGUUUGAUUGCAUCGAUCCCGUGGGGGUGCCGCCUGGCCUCAGGAGGCCCUGCAAAACUGAGCGCAUCUGCCAGAAGAAGGAGGUCGUGAUCUCGCAUUUCACCGGCAUGUUCAAGCCCACAAAGGCGAACCCCUUCUACCUCCGGCUGGUACAGCAGCCUGCUAGUUUCAAGGCCACGUGUGAGAACACCAACCACGGAGGGUGCCAGAAGUGGGCCGAGUACUAUUGUUCCAUGCACCAGCAGCGCAAGCACCUCACCCCCGAGCUGCAGGAGGCACUGGAGACGGUGGGGGGCUGCUGCCUUGGCCACCACGCCAGCAACCCAGAGUGCACGCACUCCACUUCCUUCAACGAGUCGACCGACAGCUGCCCCAGGGUGGUCGACUUUAGCACCAAGGACGCAGAACUUCCGUGGAUGUCCGAAUACUACAUCAGCAACAUGGUUCCCACUGCCUUCCACGACCACAGGCCGAUCUACCAGUCCACGGACAAGGAAGUAGACCAGUACAUCUACUACAUUGCGUCGAAGAGAAACUGGAUGAUCGGCCCCAACCCCACGGUGGACCUGGCCAUGACGUACGCCCACGCUGACGCUUUGUGCCCGCACGACGCUAACAACUGGAAGCUCCUGAACAAUGACAAGAUCUGGCAGUCGCGCCCGGGCAUCGACAUUGUGCCGACCGAGGCCGCUUGUCCUUGGAAGCUGGAUGUGAAGGCGGGCAGCGACUUGCCGGCGUCGAUUGCCGACACGUCUUGGACGGGCACGUACAUCCUGACUGCCAUUGCCCCCCAGCCCAUGCAUGGCGGCAAGAGCAUCUAA